AUGUCAGACACACAAACCUCCGGGGCAUCAACUGUCGACUCUGGCAGCAGCAACAACAACAAGCCACCUGAGAUCGUUUACACUAAGCUGCCCGCCGGGAAACUGCUAAAGAAAAGGGAUCUUCCCCCACACAAAGACAGCAUACCUUGGGACAGAGUUGAACUCCCAGUCGAUGUUAUGUUGUUGACGGUGAAGGAGUGCGAAUUUUUGAGUUGUGUUUCUUAUUUGAAUCCAGGAUUCUAUAAAAGUUAUCACGAAAAUCUUGGAUAUGUAUAUUUUGGGAAAAUUGGUGAAGAGGGGAAUACAAUGAAAAUUGCCAUACAAAGUUGUGAAAUGGGUUCUGAUGACGCUAUCGUUGUUGUGAAAAAUGCCACGGUAGCCUUGAGCCCCAAAGCUGUAUUUUGUGUGGGAUUUUGCGGUGGUUUAAAGGCAAAUCUCAAAUUAGGAGAUGUGGUAAUUUCUUCUAAGUUGAGGACGUACUCCUCUGUCAAAAUAACCGAAAGUGCCGUUGAAGAUCGGAACGUUGCUGUUCCGUUGAACACUCAUCUUUCAAAACUCCUGUUAGACGCGGAUUCCGGCUGGAAACCACCGUUGAAAGAUGAGGUAGAGGUGGAUGUAAUCACAAAUGGCGUGCUUCUGAGCGGUCCAGAGGUGGUUGACAAUAAAGAUCGACGUGCAGAACUUAUCAGGCGAUUCCCUGAUGCCACUGCUAUAGAAAUGGAGGGCCAAGGUGAGAUUUCAUCUGUAGCUGAAAGAGUGAGUAGCGGUCACCGUCAAUGCAAAGCCUAGUAUGGUGGGAAUCUCGUAGAGAAACUGUCCUUUUGAUGAAAGAAAAUGCAUCAGUAUUUAUUCAAUUUUAUACUCCACCUCCGAGAUAUGGGCCACAUGCCAAAGCUAAGCAAUUAUAAUUAGUUUUAGAAAAGUAGGAAAAGGCAAGAAUUCAUGAAGGUCAGAAAAUACUUUUUGGGAUUCCAAAAAAUGAUUUUGAAAGCACGAGCAGCUAGUUCAGUCAAAGUAGUUAACUUUUAUUUUCUUGAUUGUUUAUUCAUUAUUUUUCUCUCUUUUUUAUUUGCCUCCAUGAGAAACCAAGUUAGUAGGCGCUUCAAAUUUUACCAAACAAGCACGUGAACUUUUAAACAGCACCCUGUCGCUAGAGCCAAAAGUGUUUAAUGGCAAAUUAACAUUUCGUUAGAGUUUAAAACAUCCUUUUGUAAUUUUGCCUUGUGUAAUUGAGUUUACUGAUGAAUAGAGUGUUUUCACUCACGUGGCCAGCAUCUAUGCAAAUUUAUUGGAACAAAAGAAAUCGUUUGCAUAAGAAAAGAGUUCAACUCCCAGAGGUCUGGUUUGGGACACCAACAUGGCCGCCGUUUCUUUGUUUUGGGACACCAAUAUGGCCGCCGUGACGUCAUCUGAAAACACUUUAUACGAUUCUUAGGAUUCCCUAUAAGUUAUUGCUGUAGGUCUUUUUGUUCUUAAGGAAGUAUAACUUUCUUUUAAGGUCUCUUCAAAGCGGCGCGGGACCUGAAGAUGGAAUGGGUUGUAAUUAAAGGAGUUUCCGACUUCGCAGAUGGCAAGAAGUCUGCCACAAAUGCCUGGAGACCAUUCGCAAGUGUUAUGGCAGCUUCUGUAACUGCUCACAUCCUCAGUGAUCCCAAUGCUUUCAAGAACUUGGAUCAUUACGGUGGUAAGUAA
Molecule: messenger RNA, 1692 nt
Organism: Porites lobata
Lineage: Eukaryota; Metazoa; Cnidaria; Anthozoa; Scleractinia; Poritidae
Source: the annotation of a GenBank genome assembly